CCGAGAAUUGUGAACUGCGUGUUCUCAGAAGAGUUCUUCCAAGAACUGUCUUCGCUGGACACUUCCAAGAAAACUAUACCAGGUAGUCAACAUGUCAAGUGCAGCAGACGGCUGCAUCACAUUCACUCGGCAUGCCGGUGAUGUGCUGUUCAACUUCAACCGCCUGCGCAGCAGAAACAUCCUGACCGAUGUCACCAUUCUGGUUUGUGGGCAACAGUUUCGGGCACACAAGACGGUUCUGAUGGCAUGCAGCGGCCUCUUUUAUUCAAUGUUUGCAGAGACUCAUAAAAACGACCUAAGCGUGAUCAGUUUAGAUCCCAAUGUGGACCCCAAUGGCUUCGACAUACUGCUGGAGUUUAUGUACACGUCUUGCCUCACCCUUGAAGAAAACUUCAUUAUAGCCACCCUCAACACAGCCACAUACCUGCAGAUGGACCAUGUGAUGGACACUUGCCAGAGGUUCAUGGAGUCUAGGGGCUUGUGUGUAAAGCAGACCAGAGCGGAUUUGCAACGCUGUGUAACUCCAGAAGCUCCAUUUCUCCCAAGCAACGCCCUGAACAUGUCUUCAAGUGUGACCAUGAGCCUUUACGGUCCUCCCAGCCUGCACUACGCAGUCAGCACUUCAACCGAAAGCCCUACUCGCUUCUAUAGACAUCUUCCUGUCCCCCUGGAGACCUUCAGUACUACAAACCCCCUUUGGCAGAUACCAAAGAGCGGCAUAAUAGCCCGUCAACAGCACACCAUGAUGGACAACGGAGUCACGGCCAAGACUGCUGGCGGAGCCACGGAGUCCAGAAAAGAGCGGAACCGUCCAUCAGUGCUUUUCCAUUCAGCUCGGGCUGAGGGAGACAGGAGGAGAGCUUCUGGCGUAAAUUCGGGGAUGGAGAACAUUGAACUGUCACACACCAGUGGUCCUCAGAGCCCUCUUAGAUCAGACUGCCAACCGAACUCUCCGGCAGAGUCCAGCAGCUGUAGUCGAGGGGCAGUUUCUCCUCAGAACUCUGUCAGUGACCCUGCAAAGGUCCGCAACUGGAAGAAGUACAAGUUCAUUGUACUUAACUCCACGGAUGGAAUGACUGGUCAUGGCUUGCAAACUCCAUCUCAUACAGUAACAGAGGGUACCAAUAAGAGCGGUGAAGAUGCAACCAGAAGUCAGUGCAAUAUAAGCAGCAGGUCUACAGAUGAACGCAUUCAAAAAGAGGAACGUGGAUCUCCAAGUACUUUGACAGAAGAGGGGGAUACAAAAUUAGAAAGCGGCAGACUCUUCUGUAAUGAAUGUGAUUCUAAAAGCGAAUCUGAUUCAGAGAAGCCUCAGUGGCUACAGGACGGCAAGCCAUACAAAUGUGACCGCUGCCAGGCCAUGUUUCGCUACAAAGGAAACCUGGCUAGCCACAAGUCUGUCCAUACAGGGGAGAAACCAUACCGUUGCAAUGUGUGUGGAGCUCAGUUCAACAGACCUGCGAAUCUUAAGACCCACUCUCGUAUACACUCAGGAGAAAAACCAUACAAAUGCGAAACCUGCAGCUCUCGCUUCGUCCAGGUGGCUCAUCUGAGGGCUCACGUACUGAUCCACACUGGAGAAAAGCCGUACCCAUGUGACGUCUGUGGCACACGCUUCCGCCACCUUCAGACGCUCAAGAGUCACCUACGAAUACACACGGGAGAGAAACCUUAUCAUUGUGAGAAUUGUGACCUGCACUUCCGUCACAAGAGCCAGCUGCGAUUGCAUCUGCGGCAGAAACAUGGAGCCGUCACCAACACCAAAGUCCAGUAUCGCAGAACCAGAGCAGACCUGCCGCCCAGCUCCUCCUAAGAACAACUGUAAAAACCAUUUGAAGAAUUUUGUUUAAGCUAUCCUGAAAGGUACAUGUCAGACCUGUGGUCUAUUAUUGGUACACAAAACAAGUCAUGAAAUAAUACAGAUGCCUGAAUAAAUCUCUGUGAUGUCGCUAUGUUUACCCAUACAGUGCAGUUGUAAAUUGUAUCUUAAAUAUGCAGGACUAUUUCACCUGUAUGUUAUGUACUUUAUGUACUUUUCAUCCACUCUGCAGAAGAAUGACGCAUGAUUUCACACAGAUAUAGUGGUUUUGCAUUUUAUUAGCAACGUAAACACUGACUUUAAAGUAUUGUAAACUGAAUUCUUGUUUAUACAGAUUGCAGUGUCCUAUUAAAACAGUAUUGGACAAUAUCUAAAAUAUACAAAUACAGUAUAUCUCUAUUAUUUAUUUUUGUUUUCAAAGAGUGCUAUUUCACUCCUUUUCAGGCAAACUGCACUGUAUAUAGUAUACAAAGUGUAAUAUUGGUAUAAAGCAUCAUUAUGCAGUUGCUGUGUAAAUAUUUAAUCAAACCUCUGCUUUGAAAAAACGUUAUAUGUGGUAUGAUUGAAGAAGCGCUACACUGUUAAACAAAUAUAUUGUAUUUAGACACGUUUGAUAUUGUACAGCAGUUUUGGUACUAGAGGGGCAAAGUCCUUACAAUUAAAGAUUUGAUACCGAACAAAGAUGUCUUUUUUUAUUUAUUUUAAAAGAAUAUUAAUUCACUAACUUGGCCAACCAGUGAGUUAAUGAAUGACAUUGGAAUGACUUACUGUUUACACCACAACAUCGAACUGAACUAUUUUUUUAGAUGACCAUAUUAUAGCAACAAAACACAGCCAUCCAAUCAGUACAACAUUUUACCUUCUUGUGAAUUACAAAUUAUUUUUUGGCCUUUUCGCCAUUAUUCAUAGGGAACAGAGUGCAGACAGGAAAGCAGGGCUUGAAUCAAGACUUCACCCAGAACCCAAAAGUCACAUUACUAAUCGUAAUGAAAUUUUUAUUGUUGUUAUAUUAUUAGUUAUUGUAAUAAUAAAUGAAUUGCUGCAUCGACUAUCUGAAAGAGCAAUUGUUGCAAACCAAAUAAUUUUAGGUUUUUCAUACUACAAAGUACAAACUUUUAAAGUCAAUAUUUGAAUUGCUAAAAUUAUAGAUUUACAUGUUUGUACUUUUUUUUAACUCUUCCAAUAUGUUUGCACUCAUUGAUGUUAAUAGGAUAUGUCUCCACUAGAUGGCGGAAGUUUGCCAUAUUGCUUUCUUUUUUAACCUCAUUAGUUGCACUUAAAGGGAUAGGCACCAAAACUAAAAAUAAUUUGAUAAUUUACUCAACUUUAUGUCAUUCCAAGCUGUUUGACCUUCCUUCUGCAGAACACAAAAGAAGAUAUUUUGAAGAACGUUCAUAACCAAACAACUUUGGCCACCAUUGACACAAAACCACCGAGUUGAGACAUUUCUCAAAACACUUAAUUUGUGUUUCACAGAAAAAAAGCAUACGUUUUGAAUAAAAAAAUAUCUUGGUUAAAUGUGUAAUUUUGUAACACAAAUAUGCAAUUACUGAUUUAAAGUAUACUGUUCGCUGUACUGUUGUGCAACCUAAAAUGCACUGCACACAUGUAACUAUGAUUGAAUAUGUUCUCC
This is a messenger RNA of Triplophysa rosa, 3452 nucleotides long. It is a transcript of the gene bcl6ab, whose product is annotated as BCL6A transcription repressor b. Gene Ontology annotation, cellular component: nucleus. The record is from RefSeq and is a predicted model, not a curated record. NCBI's taxonomy places the organism in Eukaryota, Metazoa, Chordata, Actinopteri, Cypriniformes, Nemacheilidae. Gene Ontology annotation, molecular function: protein binding; RNA polymerase II cis-regulatory region sequence-specific DNA binding; DNA-binding transcription factor activity, RNA polymerase II-specific. The transcript has 9 exons. The coding region runs from base 92 to 1813 and encodes 573 amino acids. Gene Ontology annotation, biological process: regulation of transcription by RNA polymerase II.